CAACACCACCUGUGAGAUAUGAAAAAGGUAGAAGCUUUCAGCAGAACAGCUUCUCCAGAUGCCAUAGAUAUAUCUGGCUAUAACCCCACAGCUGACCAGCUGGAUCCAGGACGAGUCACCGACCUUGACAUUGCUAUACAAAACAAACUCAGUCAGACCGUGACCUUGUCUUGGACUGCUCCAGGGGAUGACCUGAAUGUCGGAAGAGUUGCCAAAUAUGAGUUGCGCGUCGCGGUGACGUUUGCGAGCCUCAGAGUUAACUUUACACAAGCUGCGAUGGUUAAGAACAAAGACUUAGUCACUGGAAACAUGGAUCCACUUCCGGCAGGAGCGCAGCAAAUGGUCACGAUCCGGCUACCGAGCAACUGGUCAGAGUGCUUUCUAUGUUUUGGGCUUAAAGCGUUCGACGAAGCCAGUCGCCAGUCAGAGUUGUCGAACCUUCGUUCCAUCACCUUGCAGCCUCUCACCAUUCCCCAGCAAAACCCUGCCCCUGAGCCGGCCAGUAGUGCCACCAACUUCUUGAUAUGGGUCGGAGUAGGCCUGGGAGCGGCCGUCGCUCUUGCAGUUGUACUGGUUGUCAUUAUCUGUAUUUGCACAAGGAAAUCUAAAACUAAGGAAAAUCCGAUAUAAAGCUCUAUGGCAAAGGCGAUGUUGUUUUCAUUUCAUUUUUUAGCGUUCACGUAAUUAAUAAAACAUACAUGUGUAAGUUUGCAAUAUACAUUUUAUCGUCUGAAUUUCCUAAUAA
Messenger RNA from Haliotis rubra (blacklip abalone), 745 nucleotides. Its product is annotated as calcium-activated chloride channel regulator 4A-like. The coding region runs from base 19 to 630 and encodes 203 amino acids. The transcript is spliced from 2 exons. Lineage: Eukaryota; Metazoa; Mollusca; Gastropoda; Lepetellida; Haliotidae. The record is from RefSeq and is a predicted model, not a curated record.